Molecule: messenger RNA, 7610 nt
Organism: Mercenaria mercenaria
Lineage: Eukaryota; Metazoa; Mollusca; Bivalvia; Venerida; Veneridae
Product: roc-COR-CHAT protease-like
Exons: 9
Coding region: 1620-3683 (687 amino acids)
Biological process (GO): signal transduction
Molecular function (GO): protein binding
Source: RefSeq, a predicted model, not a curated record
CUAUUUUCCAAGUAAAAGUUUGCGUCCUAAAUUGCUCGAAGUACAAGUUUGCCACAAGAAAGAGUUUGAACAAGAUUUAUUUGGGUAUGUAAUCAUCACUUAAACAGGCAGAACCAAACUUUUAUGAAAUUCUUCACAGUUAGUUGUUUUGUCUCAUUUAAGGGCCCCUAUACAAGCUUAAACACUAAACCGUGUGUGACGUAGACAUAGAACUGAUGCAUGUACAUAUCCUUAGAGUUAAAAUACCAUAGAAACCCACUUAUCUGAUGAAAAAAAAACGAACAUACGAUGAUUUUAGUAAAUAUCCGCCAUUUUGUAAAUUUGCAACCAUUUUGCUUGCUUGAAAUAAGUGUGCAACCACUUCACGUCCUGCCCCUUGACUAUAAACGGGUUUGAACCUCAAUCGGGGCUUUGAAUUCUUCAUCAGAGGAAGCUAUCCAGCUGGCUUACAGAAGGUCGGUGGUUCUACCCAGGUGCCCGCUUGUGAUGAAAUAAUGCACGAUGGGGCACAUGGGGUCUUCCUCCACCAUCGGAGCUGAAAAGUCGCCAUAUGACCUAAAACUUUGUCGGUGGAACGUUAAACCCAAGAAAAUAAAUAAAUAAAUUGAUAAUAAACGACUACUUUGCCAAUCUGCUACAAACGAGUUGCCGAGUAAGGACUCGUUAUUUUUACAGUUAUUUAUUGUUACCCCCCACCCCCGGACAACAAAGUUGUAAGUGGGGUAUAUUGGUUCCAGGUUGUCAGUCCGUAGACACAAUCUUGUGCGCACCAUCUCUCCUCAUUCCCUUGACACAGUUUAAUGAAACUUCACAAAAGUGACCAGUAACAACAGUAGUUGUGCAUGGGGCAUGUUAGGUUCUUUCAGAAAUUGUUUUUGAGUUAUGGGACUUUGUUGUUGUCACUACACAAUAUACAUAGACACAGUCUUUUGCGCACCAUCUCUCCUCAUCCCCUUGACCGAAUUUAUUGAAACUUAAUACAUCAGUUGAUCAGCAACAACUGUACAGUAGUGGGCAUGUUAGGUUCUUUCAGAAAAAGAAUUUGCAGAGUUAUGGGACUUUCAUUUUUUUGCUGUACUAUAUAUACAUAGAGUCUGCAUAUGCAAUCUUGUGUGCGCCUAAUAUCCUGAAUCCAUGCACACAAUGUAAUGAAACUUCACACAAGUGAUCAGUAACAACAGUAGUUGUGCAUGGUGCAUGUUACGUUCUUUAGAUAAAUAUUCUGCAGAGUUAUGGGACAUUGAUUUUUGUCACUAUACUAUAUACUUAAAGUCUAUAUACAUACAUUAUGUCAGUGCGUGCGGGGGGUACAUUCAUCACCUUUAUUGAUAGCUCUAGUUCUAAUUUCAUUAAACUAACGUCCACUAAUAAUUUUGAUAACCGUUUUACAAUUUCAAAGGAGAAUAAACAUGAAAAAAAUACAUUAACCCUCAGUAUAUAUGGUUCUGUGAGAAAAUGAAUUCAUUGAGUAAUGUUACAGACAUUUGAAAACAUCAUGUGCUGCGUUAUAGUGUAUAAGAGUCCCAUAAGAGAUUAAAACUUCUAGGUCAUUGACCAAUGUGAUGCGUCACAAUUUAAGUAAGACAACAGUGAACAUUUAAUAAUGAAAUAACAAACACAUGUUCAUAUUCCUAUGCAAUUUAACCACGGUGUUAUUUAUGUGUAAAAUAUUUCACAUUUGUUUCUGCUUCUGUGAACGGAUCUGUUUUUCAGAAAAUGAACUAGCGGAGUCUCCAGUGCGCAAGAAACUUGAUACAAAAGAAGCUGGUACUCUUCACAAGAACAAAGAUCUGAAAUCACCUAAAAAGGAAAUCGAUGCAAAUAGACAAUUAACGGACCUUAUUCAAGAUGCGGUAAAACGUGGCACCCCUGAGCACAACAGGAACAUUGCUGACCUCUCCAUUUGGGAUUUUGCCGGGCAGUAUGUGUUUUAUGCCACACACCAGAUCUUUCUUUCAAGGCGAGCUAUAUAUCUACUUGUGACUGACCUGUCUCAACAUUUAGACAAUCCAGUACAAGAUGAUUGCUAUAUUGACUCUAAGGGUAGAACACAUUGCAAUAUUUCAGAAUAUGUGACAUUUUGGCUGAACUCGAUACACACUUUUUGCGAAUCUGAAAAGACGGGAGAGCCCCCUGUGAUUUUAGUUGGAACAUUUGCAGAUAAGUUACCUAAGGAAAAGAGAGAAGAAAUUACAGAUGAGUUUUUCACAAAACUGAGAGAAACGUUGGCAUAUAGCGAGGCAUUUGAACAUCUUAGUGGCACAACUUUUGCAAUUGACAACUCAAUUUUAGAUCCAAAUGUAGAAGAGCUCAGGAAAACGAUUGUAGACAUAGCAACUAAGCAGAGUUAUUGGACUGAAUUAUAUCCAGCGAGAUGGGUAGUACUGGAACGGUCAUUGGAGAAUUUCAAAAGGCAAGGAAAGAAGAUAUUACCCAAGAGAACUCUUAAACUUGCUAGUGAGAAUCUGCAUCUUCCAAUUGAUAACGAAGAAUUUGAACUGUUCUUGAGGUUCCACCAUGAGACGGGAUAUAUCUUAUACUUCAGCGAUGAAAAACUAAAAGACCAUAUCAUUUUGGAACCGCAGUGGUUAGCAGAUGCACUAAAAUGUUUUAUAACGGCUAGACAAUUUUGCACAAAGAAAGCAGAUUUGUGUAAAAUGUGGCUGGAUUUCAACAACACAGCUAUAUUGAAAAGGGACUUUAUAGAUGCCGUUUGGAGCAGAGAGACACUCUUUCAAGAACAUCAAGACUUAAUCUUGAAUUUUAUGGAAAGGUUGGACAUAAUUGCCAGACCACGGCAGGCUUUGAACUCUGGAAACACUUUUGAAGACUUUUACUUCGCCCCAUGCUUUUUGAAGCAAACUGCACCAGACUUGCUUCUUGAAAUCGAUGAACAGGAAUGCAAGUCUACAUCUAGACUGUGUUUCACAACAUCUUCAAGAAUAAUAUCAGUCCAACUAUUCAACAAGCUUUUGGCGGAAUGUAUUACAAAAUGGCCAAUUUCAAAACAGAAUGAUCAGUACCUUAUAUUCUGUGGAUGUGCACUUUUCAGUGUUGCCAAAUUGCAUGAAUUGUACAUUUACCUUAGGGACAGUGUGAUACAAAUCUGGAUAUACAAGUACAGUAAAAAAGAACCCGAACCAGAUAGUGUUGUUUGCAGCAAUGUCAAGGACUUCAUUACAGACAGUUUAAAUAAUGGUAUCAGAGGUUCAACUGAGUUAGAAAUGUUUGUCAUUUGUCAAGAAUCACCGUUCAAGACAACAGAGAACAUGUUGAAAGUAGACGACCUGUUGCGAGAAGAAGAAUACAAAUGUAACAGUCACGAACGUCGGCAUGUAGUCAGCACAUCAACGCUCUUGAAAUGCUGGUUUCCAAAACAUUUUGAAUAUCAAGCUGACCAUUCCGAUGCAUUCCUGAACCGCUCACCUACGGAAAAAGAAUUAAGUCGGUUAGCACAAAGAAUCGGAAGAGAAUAUCGUUCUCUUGGAUUCGAACUUGGCCUGACUCGUCCCCAGCUAGAUCAUAUUGAAAUGGAAGAAAGAAAUCGUACACCAGUAGACAAAAUAACAGCAAUGUUAAGUGAGUGGGUUAAGGAGAAAGCAGAUGUUGCAACAUUUCAAGAAUUAAAAAGAGCAAUGGUUGCAAUUGGUAUCGAGUGGAAUGUUGUUUUUGAAAGACGUUAACAAUUCCAUUGAGUUUAUUGUGAACAAUUUAAUGAGGUAGAUAUUUAGAUAAUUAUUGAGAAAUAACCAUGUUAACGAUAUAUAUUAAUUGUCAGUCCAUGACGAUUACUGUCUUUAUAAUAUAGGAAAAUAUUGGUUUUAGAAUUGGGUUUGGCGCCAAUGAUAUGGCUUUAGCUCCCCAUCAAUAAUUAUAUACUUUUAUUACAUCAUAUGUGCAUAAUAAUGGUGGACGGAUAGCUCAGUGUAGAUUUGCACACUGGCCUUCCAAUCCUGAGGUCGGGGGUUCGAUCCCCGGCAGCUUCUCGGGAAUUUUCAGAAACGCUUUUCAGUGUUUCCCACCCAGCUAGAGGUGUACUGGUCAGGAACCUAGGCAAUCCUUGCGUGUAUCAGUGCUAUACACUGGGCACGUUAAAGAACCGACUGUCUAUUCGCAACGAGCUAGGCUAACUUAGCCGGACAAGUCUGUAUCUGAUUUCUGAUAUUUAAAUCUGGUAUAAUAUAAUAUAUACCCUGUAUCCAUGCAGAUAGUCUGUGUUUAGACCCUGUGUUUUGUUCAUAUGAGUUAACUGAUGAGGCUAUUCAAAUUGUGUAUAAUUAUGUCCCUUUUCUUCUCAAAACAUUGUGUCUGUGAAAGAUUGGUUUCAGCAUCUCCUGAAUCCCGGAGGUCGACCUUUCAUCAUGUCGAGCUAUUACAGCAGAUAAUGAACUUGUUAUGUGGACUGGUGAUUUAAUAAUAUUUAUUGUCAUUCACACAUGUGAUAAAAAAAACCCUAGGAUGAUUGGACAUGCAGAGUAAAUUACCCUAUUGAUUUAUGGGUCAUUUGUUAAAAAGUCAUAGGGACCAGAACAAGGAAAACAAUUUUCGAUCAGUAACUUGACCCAGAACCUUCAUAGAAUGAUAGGAUUUACAGAAUAGAUUAACCUUAUCGCUUUUGGGGUCAGGUCACUUGAGCAAAGGUCAAGGUCACAGGACCUGAACAUGGAAAACUUUUUCCCAUCAAUAACUUCAGAACCACUUGACCCAGAAUAUAGAAACUUCAUAGGAUGAUUUGACGUUCAGAGUAGAAGUCCCAUUAUUAUUUUGGGGUCAUUCAAUCAAAGGUCAAGGUCACCGGGGCCAGAGAAUGGAAAACCAGUUUCAAAUCCAUUACUUGAGAACCAAUAUGCCCAGAAUAUUGAAACUUCAUAGGAAGAUUGGACACGCCGAGCAGAUGAUCGCUAUUGCAGCCAACCAUCAGUGUCUCUUUGACACUCGCUGCUGUCCCCAAUUAACGUCUUGCCUGUUACUACUAUGCACUGGGGCAGACAUACGCUUUUCUACAAAAGCAUCUUCUAGCUGGUGUGUAGUAAUCCUUUACCAAGAUUGUUCAAAUUAUUCCCUGGGGUUAAUUCUUGUCCCACCCGGGAUGUUGGGGGCACAUGGUUUAUGCAAGUACUAAACUCAGGUGAGCGAUAUCGGGUCAUUAUGUCCCCCUGUAUAUUGUUCUGUAUACAUGUUUCAGCUAUGACUCCUAGAUCAGCGAAGGGGUUUAUGUUAAUCUUAACAUGAAUUAGAGCCAAUGAGAAUCUAUCCUUUGCGUCAUAUGGUUAUAUGAAGCAAUCGCUAACAGAGUACUCAGUCUUUGUUUAGUUGCGGAAACUGUUAGUUGUGGUUUAAUAAAACCUCCACCUCCCCAACCACCUCUUUUUAGGUAGAUCAGUUGUUUAUAACUUUCAUGAUCCUUUGGAUUCGUCGAGACCAUUAAUUCCAAAGUAUGAUUAAUGAUUCUCCUUGGCUCUUCAUUUUAAAAAGUUGUAAUGUUUUGUUUUGUUUACUUCAUUACUUGAAAUUUGAAGCCAUUUUUAUUUGUGCAAUCCGGUUUUAUAACUAAAUUUCAUUAUACUAUAUUUUACUUAGCGGGCGGUGGUUUCUGGUCGCCAGGAUAUAGAAACCUGUCACUGAUUUAUAGUCACUAAGUCUUUUGCUUUUAUGGUAUUUUAAUAAGAAAUACCCUUUAUUCAAUUCAAUAUUUGUUGUUGAGUUUUCUAUACUGUAUAGAGUGAUACUUCGAAACAAUAGCACAUAAAACAAAUUUACUGCAGAAUGUGAUUAAAAAUAUGAUGUACUCUAUACAUGAUAUUUGUUACUGAUAAUGGGAAGACAUGUAUUCGCAGAGGUCCAGGUCUAAGCAGUGCACACGUAGAUCUAAAUUAGCACAUUGUAUGUCAAGACAGUGCGUUGCGUAUGGCUUAACAAGCACUUUACAGAAGAACCUUUAACACUUUAAUUCAUUUUUUGUGUAAAGUUCAUAGAUUGAAAAAGAGAUGAAGCUUAAAUUGUCACUCUAAUAUGUAAAUCUAGAACAAUGAAUGCAUUUGUAUCCUAACAUAUUCUUUUCUGAACAUUAUAUCGAAUAUUUACAGUCCAUACACUCCCAAAUGUAUUUUGUUAACCCAAAAGUCUACAACGUUGCGAUCAAUUACAAACAUCACCAUGAAAACAAAACGUGCAUUUUCCCCCAAAGUUGCUUGUUGAAAUCGUGCGUUGUGUAGCAAUGUUAGAACAUGUUAGUUAUCGUUGACUCUUUAACCGUUUCAUAAAUCUAGUAGUAUGCAAUAUUCAACCAAAAAUACCAUAUGAAAGAAAGAAAGUUGAAUAAUUUUAUAUACAUUUGUGUAUGUAUAUUUAAACAGAUUUAUGUAUUUGUCUACUGUUUGUAUUUUCUAUCAAAAUUUUUUACGUUUUAUGAGUGAUAAAGUUUAUAACUCCGACAAUAGCUGGUGUAGAGGUGUAGUUAGAUAAUUAAUUAGAGCCAAUGAGAAUUUAAAUCCCUUGUCACAUGAUGCGAUUGGACCAGUUUCCGUCAAGAGAAUCACUCUUGCUUUUUGUUAUUGUGUAUUUUCUCAUAACAGCCUCCACCGUCCUCUACCACCUCUAUAUUUUAGGUUUCUAGUAGGCGGUCAAUAUUAUCGCCUCUAGUUUCAUGUCGCCUGUAUUAUUUAUAAAGUGCCUUAUAUUUCUUAGAGUUAGAAAGCUUUAGUUGUUUUCUGUUUGGCGGUUUCUUAGAAAUUUUAAUGUUAAUUCUGAAAUUUCACAUACGGACAUUUAAAUAGGUACUGCAGCUAAUUAUUGAUUUAUUUUUGACCGACUCACCGUCAAAGUAACCGCUUUAGGCGUUUUGGCCAAUUUAGCAUAUUUUGCACGUGCAUGGCAUGUGCACCAAUAUGCACGUGUUAAUGAACACUUUCGGCAUUACUGACGAAAGUCCUACUGGAAAAACACAUAUCAUCGUUAAAUUGACGCAAGGGCAACGCGCCCGGGCUGUCGGAAUUAUACAACAAAAUUCAAAAUCGGUCAUUUCAAUUAAUUGUAUUUUGGUUAAAUUUUGGAAAAAAAAGAGCACGGAUGGUAGAUAACCAACGAGUGAAGGGUCUUGUAAACGGAAAUAAGGUUACAAAUGGAAAUAACCAUCAAAGUAACAGUUACAAACAAAUAACAUCAAAAUUCUAUUGGAAUUGUAAAAACAAUAUCACACGUGCCGUAAAUGUGUCCCACCUAGCAACAUUCCGACAGCUCGAUCCCAUUGCUCUUGUGUCAAUUUCACCAUAAUAUGUGUUUUUCUAGUUGGACUUUCAUCAGUAAUGCCAUAAUUGUAAACUAACACGUGCAUGUUGGUGCACAUGCAAAAUAUCCAAUAUUAGGCAAAACGCCUAAUGUGGUUACUUUGGCCAUGAGUCACCAAAAAUAAAUUAAUAAUUAGCUGCAGUACCUAUUCAAAUGUCUGCAUGUGAAAUUUCGUGUAAAUACCUGCAUUAUUGACAAAAUGGUAAAUACAAAUAUAAACUGACCGAUGAGGAAUUUUGUUGAGUGUAUGUAUAGAUGCAGUUUAGUUCUUAUGUAUGUUAUUUUAUUACAUGUUUGUUUUGUAAAAUAAAAGACAAGUAGAA